AAUCCAAUCAUCCAAAUAGUUUCUAGUUUUACGGCCCCCACGCUCUAUCUCUCUCUUUUUCUCGUGCAAAUGGAGCUUGUUCACCGACUCACCCCUGGCGGAUUUCCUGCUAACUACCCACAACCUCUUUGUCCUCUUAGAAAUUCCUAAUUUUCUUUUAUUACCCUCACUUCACCGCUCUUCUUCCAGUCCAUUAUCAUAAUCCCUAAUCCCUUUAUCAAUUCAAAUCGGCCAAUCCAUGAUCGCCCUCCCACGCCUUUGACCUUCUCCUUCUCCUCUUUUACCAAUUCUUUCAUCUCACCAGUCUUCUUCCGUUCUGUUGACCCCUAAAAACGCAAUCUUGAUCCAAUCCCCAAUUUAUUCCAUGCCCUUCUUCUUCCUCUAGCUGCGGCCAUGGCUACAGAGCGGCCUCUCCUCGACCUCUCCCCUCGCCCCCCAAACCCUGCAGCUGAUAUCCUCAAACCCAUCCCUUCCUCCCGUAGCUCCAGACGCUCCCGCGGCUCCCGCGGCUCUCUUGACCGCAUCACUUUCGCUCCCCCACCAACGGUUAUUCGUUACGGCUCCCGUGCGGAAUCUGAUCGUGCAAACGCCUCGCAGAAAGAUAUACCUGACGAGGACGCGCGCCUCGUGCGUAUCAACGACCCAACUGGCACCAACGAGCACUUCGAGUUCUCCGGCAACUCCAUCCGCACCGCAAAAUACUCAAUCCUCACCUUCCUCCCACGCAACCUCUUUGAGCAGUUCCACCGCGUUGCUUACAUCUAUUUCCUCGUCAUCGCCAUCCUUAACCAGCUCCCUCAGCUCGCCGUUUUCGGUCGCGGGGCUUCCAUCCUCCCUCUUGCUUUUGUUCUUUUCGUCACCGCCAUCAAAGACGCCUACGAAGACUAUCGUCGCCACCGUUCCGACCUCAUCGAGAACAACCGCACCGCCCAAGUCCUCACGGCCGGCGAUUUCCGCCCUAAAGGAUGGAAGGAUAUCCGCGUCGGGGAGAUCAUUAAGGUCCAAUCGAACGAAACCCUGCCCUGUGACAUUGUCCUCCUAUCCACCAGCGAUCCGACCGGCGUCGCCUAUGUACAGACAAUAAAUCUCGACGGCGAGUCAAAUCUCAAGACCCGGUAUGCCAAGCAGGAGACACUUUUCCGAACUCCGGAGAAACAAGGGCUCACUGGGUUGAUCCGUUGCGAAAACCCUAAUAGGAACAUAUAUGGCUUCUAUGCCAAUAUGGAAAUUGAUGGCAAGCGAGUCUCUCUCGGCCCCUCGAAUAUAAUUCUUCGAGGAUGUGAGCUCAAGAAUACUUCUUGGGCUGUUGGGGUUGCUGUUUAUGCUGGUAGAGAGACGAAAGUGAUGCUAAACAGCUCAGGAUCCCCAUCCAAAAGGAGCCGGCUUGAGACGCAUAUGAACAGGGAGACCUUUCUUCUAUCUGCUCUUCUGAUUGUACUGUGUACUUUGGUGGCUGUUUUUACUGGGGUAUGGUUGGCAAUUCAUAAGAGUGAAUUGGAGUUGGCUCAGUUCUUCAGGAAGAAGAACUACUCCAACCAUAAAGGAGACAAUUAUAAUUACUAUGGGAUAGGGAUGGAGGUGUUUAUUAGGUUCCUCAUGGCAGUGAUCGUGUUUCAGAUCAUGAUCCCCAUUUCUCUCUAUAUUUCUAUGGAGCUUGUACGGCUUGGACAAGCCUAUUUUAUGAUUCAGGAUUCUAAUUUGUAUGAUGAGACAUCGCAUUCGCGAUUCCAGUGUCGAGCUUUGAACAUAAAUGAGGAUUUGGGUCAGAUAAAGUACGUGUUCUCAGACAAAACAGGUACUUUGACAGAGAAUAAGAUGGAGUUCCAGUGCGCUAGUAUUAGUGGAAUUGAUUACAGUAAUGGGAAAGCUUCGGUCCCUGAUGAUCGCGGAGUCUAUUCGGUCAUAGUUGGGGAUCAGUAUUGGAGGCCGAAGAUGGUAGUAAAAACUGAUCCUGAGCUACUGAAGCUUUUGAGAAACAGGAGGAAUACGGAGGAAGGAAGAAGUGCUAGUAAUUUCUUCUUUGCUUUGUCUGCUUGCAAUACUAUAGUGCCUUUGGUUGUGGAUACACCAGACCCAGCGCAGAAGUUGAUAGAUUAUCAAGGGGAAUCCCCUGAUGAACAGGCGCUGGUCUAUGCAGCUGCUGCAUAUGGCUUUGUACUAAUUGAACGAACUUCUGGACAUAUAAUAAUUGAUGUUCUUGGAGAUAGACAGAGGUUUGAUAUAUUGGGUCUUCAUGAGUUUGACAGUGAGAGGAAGAGGAUGUCAGUUAUAGUUGGCUUUCCUGAUAAAACAGUGAAGAUUUUUGUUAAAGGUGCAGACAGUUCCAUGUUUGGUGUUAUGGAAAAAAAUUUGAAUGCGAACAUAAUUCAGGCAACUGAGUCACACCUUAAAACCUACUCAUCAGUGGGUCUGAGAACAUUGGUGAUUGGUAUGCGAGAGAUGAAUAGGAUGGAAUUUGAGGAAUGGCAUUCUUCCUACGAGAAAGCAAGCACAGCAUUGUUUGGGAGGGGAAGUUUACUAAAAGCAGUUGCAGCCAACAUAGAAAGCAAUCUCAGCAUAUUAGGGGCCUCUGGAAUUGAAGAUAAGCUGCAGCAAGGUGUUCCUGAAGCUAUUGAAUCUUUGAGGCAAGCUGGGAUCAAGGUCUGGGUAUUGACCGGCGACAAGCAAGAGACUGCGAUUUCAAUUGGUUAUUCUUGUAAGCUCCUGACCGGAGAAAUGAUCCAGAUUAUAAUAAAUAGCAAUUCUAAGGAGUCAUGUAAAAAGAGUUUAGAGGAAGCCCUUGCCACAACCACCAAACUAGCAUCAAUGCCUCCAGCAGCAGAAACUACUGCAACAGGAUUAGGUGCUGGUAGGACUCUUGCUCUGAUUAUUGAUGGGAAAAGUCUUCUCUAUAUUCUUGAGACAGAAUUAGAAGGGGAGCUUUUCAAAGUAGCAACAUCGUGUCAUGUUGUUUUAUGCUGUCGAGUGGCUCCAUUGCAGAAGGCUGGGAUAGUUGCUCUAAUCAAGAAGAGAACAGAUGAUAUGACCCUUGCAAUUGGAGAUGGUGCAAAUGAUGUUUCGAUGAUCCAGAUGGCUGAUGUCGGGAUAGGGAUAAGUGGGCAAGAGGGCCGACAGGCGGUGAUGGCCUCAGACUUUGCUAUGGGCCAGUUCAGAUUCUUAGUUCCCCUUUUAUUUGUUCAUGGCCACUGGAAUUACCAAAGAAUGGCAUAUAUGAUAUUGUACAAUUUCUACAGGAAUUCAAUUUUUGUAUUUGUACUUUUCUGGUAUGUACUAUAUACAGCUUUUAGUUUAACAACUGCAAUCACAGAAUGGAGUAGUGUCUUGUACUCAGUUAUCUAUACUGCUCUCCCUACCAUAGUUAUUGGAAUUCUUGACAAGGAUUUGAGUAGGAAAACGCUUCUGAAGUAUCCACAACUCUACGGUUCCGGCCAAAGAGAAGAAAGAUACAACCUAAAGCUCUUUAUUCUUACUAUGAUGGAUUCUAUUUGGCAAAGUUUAGCCAUCUUCUUCAUUCCAUAUCUUGCUUAUCGGCACAGUACAGUGGAUGGAUCCAGCAUUGGUGACCUCUGGACCCUCGCAGUAGUUAUUAUGGUGAAUAUUCACUUGGGUAUGGAUGUUUUCAGGUGGAAUUGGGUUACACAUGUAUCCAUAUGGGGCUGCAUUGUUGCAACAUUCAUUUGCGUCAUCAUCAUAGAUGUGUUGCCCAUUCUUCCAGGAUUCUGGGCAAUCUUUCAUGUAAUGGCGACAUGGGUAUUCUGGUUUUGCUUGGUUGCCAUCCUUGUGGCAGGGAUGAUUCCUCGAUUUACAAUGAAGGCUUUUUCCGAGUUCUUCUUUCCGAGCGAUAUCCAGGUUGCCAGAGAACUAGAGAAGUUUGGAAACAUAAAUGAGAACCGAGUUUCUGAAGUUGCAAUGAGCACUUUCUCAAACAACCAACAACAGAGCAUACUGUAGAUUUUUGUUAUCUUUCAAUUCUUCCAAUUUCAUCUUUUUUUUAUGUUUCUUUGUGUAUAUAAGCAAUUCUUUGAGCUGUUGAUGCGGUUUAAGGUCGCAUGCAAGCUGCUUGUUAGCCUAUUCAAAGGGUUAGAUUUGUAGUUCAUCUUCUUCUGUAUUUAUAACAUUUUGUUUUUCUUUACUAAUAUCUCAAAUGCAAAUUAGAGUUAUACACAUUAUACGUUA
Molecule: messenger RNA, 4176 nt
Organism: Dendrobium catenatum
Lineage: Eukaryota; Viridiplantae; Streptophyta; Magnoliopsida; Asparagales; Orchidaceae
Product: phospholipid-transporting ATPase 1
Exons: 7
Coding region: 394-3951 (1185 amino acids)
Biological process (GO): phospholipid translocation
Cellular component (GO): plasma membrane
Molecular function (GO): ATP binding; ATP hydrolysis activity; ATPase-coupled intramembrane lipid carrier activity
Source: RefSeq, a predicted model, not a curated record